This is a messenger RNA of Cyclocybe aegerita, 1503 nucleotides long. The record is from the annotation of a GenBank genome assembly. NCBI's taxonomy places the organism in Eukaryota, Fungi, Basidiomycota, Agaricomycetes, Agaricales, Hemipholiotaceae.
AUGCGAAUAGGAUUUCUGUUCGGUUAUGAUAUCGGUGUCAUCUCAGGAUGCCUAAUUAUGCCGGACUUCAUUCGUCGAUUUGGAGAAGUCGGGGCAAACGGACAACCGUUCCUAUCGAGUUCUCGUCAAUCUAUUAUUACCUCCCUCUUGUCUGCUGGAACCUUUGUAGGCGCUCUUGGCCAGGCUUUCACUUCAGACCGUUUCGGACGACGGGGCUCUAUCCUCAUCUGGAGUGCCAUUUUCACCGUUGGAGUCGCGAUCCAAACCGGCACCGAGUUCUCAAUCGUCCAACUUACUAUUGGAAGUAUGGACUUAUUUCAGGGUCUUGUAGCCAUCGUUCCUCUGUAUAAUGGUGAAACUGCCCCGAAGGCACUGCGUGGAACGAUACUUGUCUUAUAUCAACUUCAAAUUAUCAUUGGUCUGUUUUUGAGCUAUGUGCUGGAUCUUGCGACCCACAAGAUUGGCAAUUCUGCCUCAUGGCGUAUUCCUGUUGGAUUUCAACUAUUACUAGGGUUGGUUCUUCUUUCAGGGAUCUUUUUCCUGCCGGAAUCCCCGCGCCAUCUUCUCGGAACGGAUAGACGCGAUGAAGCUCGCUCGGUCAUUGCAAAGCUGAACGGGGUGCCCGAACAAGACACCUUGGUCGACGAGCUCGUUGAAGAACUCGAAUUCGCUAUUCAAGCGGAGAAUGAAGGUGGAAAGGCGACCUGGGCAGAAUGCUUCUCGACAAGGAACAACCUCUGGAAACGCACGAUAAAUGGCAUGAUGCUUCAAUUCAUCCAGCAAUUGAACGGACAAAAUUUCUAUUACUACUAUGGCGACACCUUCUUCGAGAGCGCAGGUACCGAACUGAGCCCAUAUGUAAUUCAAGUCAUUCUUGGUGGCGUAUCCGUCGUCGGCACUGUUCCAGCUCUGCAUCUUAUCGAAUCAUGGGGACGCCGUAAAAGUCUCCUUACGGGUGCGCUCAUGGAGGCUGGCUGUUCCAUCAUCGCCGGCCUUGUUGGCCAUUAUACGUUGGCCCCCGCACACACGCCCAAGGCUUUGCUCACCAAGCGAAAUCGAGCAGGAGGCGACACCUUGAUUGCAUUUGCUGUCCUUCAUGUCUUUUCCUUCUCCAUUUUCUGGGGCCCAACUCCAUGGGUAUAUCUGGGAGAAUCAUUCCCGCUGAGAGUUCGCCCCAAGGGUAUUGCGCUUGGAAGUGCCACCAAUUGGUUCUGGAAUUUCUUGCUCUCAUUCUUCGCGCCUCGGAUAGCCGCCAGAAUCGGACCACUCAUUUUGUUAAUCUUCUUUGGGAUGCUCUUGUUCGGAUACGUAUAUGUGUAUCUUUUCAUCCCUGAGACGAGGGGCCUGACGUUGGAAGAGGUGGAUGAAAUGUAUCGUGCUGGAAUUAAACCUUGGCACUCCACUGAUUGGAAGCCACACCUUGGAGAAGAGGCCCACCAACAAGCAGUCAAACACCUAGAGGCGCGAUACGAGGAGAAAGCUCCGUCCCCCAUUUCUCCCUGA